Molecule: messenger RNA, 841 nt
Organism: Oryza brachyantha (malo sina)
Lineage: Eukaryota; Viridiplantae; Streptophyta; Magnoliopsida; Poales; Poaceae
Product: leucine-rich repeat extensin-like protein 3
Exons: 3
Coding region: 142-753 (203 amino acids)
Source: RefSeq, a predicted model, not a curated record
GAAAAAAAUAUCGGAAAAGCGCGGAACAAAAGCUUCUCCCCCUUGUCGCCCGCAAUGGCGUCUCCCACUAGCGGUCGUCGUCUCCUCCUCACUCACUCCCCUCCCCCCUAGUCCCCAGUCCCCCCACCUGCGCGGCCGGAGAUGGCGUCCACCCCCCCGCCGCCGCCGGUGAUAGGCAAGGCGGGGAAUCUGACGGUGUUCAUCACGCCGCCGUCGCCGUCGCCGGCGGAGGCCCGGGCCUCGGGGUCCCCGGACUCCCCACGCUCGGAGUUCUCCACCCCCAGCGGAUCCCCCCGCGGCGGCGAGGCGGAGGCGGUGGCGCCUCCGCCGGUCAAGGCCCCGCGGCUGGCGACCCCGCCGCCGGUGAAGACGGAGUCCCCGCCGCUGCCCGCCGCGAGGCUCUCGUCCUCCUCCCCUAGGCCUCCGCCGCCGGUGCAGGUGCCGCUGCCUUCCGCGAGGCUCUCCGCGACUAAGCCCCCUCCGACGCCCCCGCCGCCGGUGCAGGUGCCGCCGCCGCAGUUCGAGAAGGCCGGGCCGAGGCCGGAUGGAUCGAUGCUCGCUUUGUUCUGGGACACGGUCGCGCGCGUGCAGGAAGCGCACGCGAGCCUCGACGAGUACAUCUCCAACUGGUUCGGCCUGGAUCAGUCCAAGUACCAGUGGGCUCUCAACGAGUACUACGAGACCACCGGAAAGGAGAUGGAUUCAGGCAAAUCUGCGGCACCAAAGGAGCUCGGUAGUAAAAUGCAGGUCUAAAAAGCUACAUAUGUAUAUGUCAAUGAUGAUCGCUCUUUGGUUCUUCCUCGCAAAUUCAGUUCGAUUUGGCUUGUCAGUCUACCAUCCA